AUGCUCGGCCAGCUGCUCCAUUCCUUUAACCCAUCCCGCCGCGGCACCCCGCGCCAGUCGAGCAACCUCAUAGAAUCCGUCACCGAGGACUCUCACACCCGCAACCUCCUCUUCCCCGACGCCCAGGCCCUAUACCAGUCCGACUCGCAACAAUCCUUCCCCCAGCUCUUCUCCAGCGGCAGCCCCGCCGGCGGCGCUUCCAACGAUGGCGCCCAGGCUGGCAUUGACCUCGACCAACACCGCGACUUCCGCAUCAUAAUCGCCCAAGAUGAGGCCGGUGCGAUGCCACGAACCGUUCUCUUCGACUCGAAACCCGGCCCCGGGAGCGCAGACUCGCCAUCGGCCGCUUCCGAGCGGAGAGGGAGCCGUAUGUUCGGUCCAGGCGGAGGCAUUGGUGGGCCCAUGUCGCCGGGUCAGGCGCCGGGGGCAGCCUCUGCCUUCACGCCUGGCCACGGCAGGAGAUCCUCGCUCGCCGCCCAGGGCUCGGUGCCUCAAUCGCCGACCGUCAGUGCGUUCCAGCGCGCCCGUACACGAGGAGCAUCGAUAUCGAACAUGCAGACGUUUGAGGAGAGCGCUCAAAAUGCCAGGUCGCGGGAGUCGGAAGAAAUAGUGAGGACGUGCUUGGAUUGUAUGUUUGGUUCGGCGCCAAUGGCAUAUCGUGGCCCAAGCAACAAGUUGCACAUCAUCCCAAUGGAACCGCGAGCUGCUGAAAGGAACGUUACGAGCCCUCCGCUUCACGAGGGAUUCAGUUCUCUAGGAAGAUCGCCGAGCCGGAGAAGCAGAUUGGCAACGUCAUACACCGCCUCGAACAUCCCACCUGAGCCCUCACCAUCCACGGCGGAAACCUCACAAAAGGAAGUCCGCCGGCGAACCAUCCUCAUCACCCGGCUCUUCUCUGUCUCUCCGCCGGACGAAGUUGAAAUGCCGGAUUCUUCAACAUCAAAUUCCACUACCCCUACUCCUGGGAGUUCGAUAGGCAAGGGCAGCAGCAGUUUCCCUUUUCCGCACAUGACCUCCAGCGGUUCUUCGCAAUAUUCUGGGAGGAGAACGAGGCCAUGCAGAACGCCCAUGUACGCUAUUGGCAUCAUUCUCCAUCUCCCAGUUUCACCACCGCCUCCCCGUUCCGCGUCUCAUAGGGCAGGUUCGAAGUCCCAUGGUGGUCAAGAGUCUCUUGGUUCCUCCUUUGAUUCAGAUCGCCGUGCCGGUUGGGCAUUUGUGGACGCCACGUUUGGCGUGGAUUCGCUGCUCUCGCUAGCCGGCAACAGCGAUGUUGAUGACCGGGUUGAUGUCAUUGGACAGCACUGGGACGUCAUCGUUCGAACUCUGACCAGCCUUCAGUUCCUCGUUCAGGACAAGAUCAUGGGCCUGUUCAAAGCCGCUGAGCAGGCAACCCCGCAGUCGCAGCCCCCGAGCCGUAAUCAUGGAUCUACCAGAAGCUCGCACCGAGAACCAAUCAUGCCCCCCCGUCGUAUGCUUAAGUUGCAGCCGUUUGCACUGUUGUUUGACCCAGAUGUCAAAGCUGCUGUCGACGUAGCUGCUGAUCGGGUAGUCCGCGGAAUGAAGGUUCCCCGGGUCAUCACUGGUCAAGGUAGAUGGGGUGUUUGGCGUGAAGAAGCCCGAUGGCUUGGACGCUGGGCGGGUGGAAGGGAGCAAAACUUCUUCCUCUUCAACCUGCUUACCGCAUUCUUGGGCACGCACACGGAAUGGCUGAACAUCCUUGGACCGAAAUCCUAUCGAACCAAGUAUCGGGAGCAACAGCGCAACAUUGCCGGCGAAGACAUCACGAUCGCAAACCGGACCAUCAUAAUAUCAGCAGAUAAGAUGGCUGCGAGGCGCCUGAUCUUCCUACUGUCCAAUUUCCUCCCAGCUUCGAGCCAUGGUCUUUUGGAAGGAGCAUCCCCGAUGCGCCCCAGCACUUCAACAUCGUUACGAGGGUAUUCCCAGUCACCCCCGAAUACAUCGGGAAUGGCGAGGCAGCAAUCCCUCAGGCGCACAAUCAACCGAAAGGGGCACAAGAGCUAUCCAAACAUGAGCGCUCUGAAUGGUGCGAAGGGUAGCAAUCCCGACUUGCCCGAAGAGAAGGCAGAGGAGAAGGAGGAAAAACGACCCCCAUCCAGGUCUGCACCUCACUCUAGGCGACCGUCUCAAGUCCAUUCCAUCAGGUCGAUAAACGCUACCGGUCUCGCGAUUCCAUCCAUGGUCGAGGACCCAGCAAUUCGUAAGGGAAGCACGACUACCACAUCCACCGUUACCCCUGAAACAGCGGUUCCUGUCGCCCACUUCGCUGUUCAUCGCCACAACUCAGGUUCAACAUCUUCUAAUGAGGCACGCCCACCGAGCAGUGGCAGCCUCGCCUCAGUCAACCUGAGGCAUACCUUGCACCGUACUGGAAGCAGCACCGCCAGUGCCGGCACUGAUACCUCGAGCAGAAAAUGGGGCAGCUUCAUGAGCUUCUGGAACGGCAGUGGACGCCGCGAAUCCUCGACUGAUCACAGCGACAUCUUGCAGUCUACUGACGACGGCGUUGGCAUGGGAGGAUUCGGCUAUCGCCGGACCCACAAUCACUCCGCAAGCAAGCUUGAGCACAUGGUCCAAGAGCUUCAAGUCGAUGAUUUCGACCAAGCAGACUCGGAGGAUUAUGAAGCAGCUGCCAAUGUGGAGCACAGCCCUAUGUCUCCUGGUGCACCGCACAGCGCGGCGCGCGCCAUCCCUGCUCGCUCUAAGCAUCUUGAUUCUCCGUUGAAACUUUCGGUCAACGAGAACGACGGUGUCAUUGACGUAGACAUUGCUCUUCCCGGCUUCGGCUCGCCAGUUCAAUCUCCACUUCUUCCUGGUCUCGGCAAUUCCGUGGGUAGCCUUGAAGGCUCGACGUUUGGGCCGUCCUUCUGCUCGUCGGCUAUAUCUUUGGAGAGCUCACCUCCCGUCAACGUCGCUGGCUGGCUUGCACGCUACCACCAGGACUUUGCCCUCCAAGGUGUCCAACCGUAUUCGGAGCUAGAGAAUGACGUGCGGAAGUCAAUGAGUGCUGAGCCCACUCCCGUUGCUGCUGUUUCAACUCCAAGCAUGGAAGGUGGCCCGCAGGAAAAGUGGGUGCACGUUUGCACCGCACUCAUUGCUGAUGCAAGGACGUUCACGAUCAAGAGGCUCCGUCUCGAGCCGGUUCCCAUGACGGAAUUGCGUCUUGAAGAGAAGUUUCUGGAAGAAACAGUCAUGGAUCUUGACGAGACACUGGCCGAUGCUUUGGAAAAGGGAAUCUCGUCCAGCGGUGUCAGCACCCCUGCUCUCACGUCGAGCACAGCUUCCAUCCAGCCCGCAACUGCUACCCCAACCCAGCGCACCUCUCAAAUCCAGGACAAGAACCACACGCCGCAGAGGAAGUCUCGUCUCCAGGAGCAAGAUGAAGACGAAGACGUCAGCCCAAAGAAGCAACUGCCUGCGCCAUCAUCUGUCGCCACCUCCACUACCGUCUCCACCACUGCGUCCGCAUCCUCUUCCCGCUCUUCCUCCCGCCGCGGCCGCAACAAUGGCGGUCGCAAUAACCACCAGCAAGAGCAGAGCGACGCUGCGAGCACCAUCACAUCGCUCGAAACGCUGCCGCCGCGCGGCAACCAGGAAUGCAAAUCUCUGGUCCUCGGCGCCCUCGACCAAAUCGUGCGCAGCGUCGCGGCGGAGCGUACCGGCAACUUCAUGCCCUCGCGGGUCGGAAAGGACGACAGCUCAACGAAUCGCACCCCGAAGCAGAGCAAGCGCCGUGCCACCAAGAGCUCGGCUGCGGAGAGCUUGCACAAGGAGAGCACGCUGCGCGAGGGCAUCAGGAGGUGGUUGGCGCAGGUCGAAGAUGGGAAUUGA
Messenger RNA from Lasiodiplodia theobromae, 3849 nucleotides. RefSeq lists its product as uncharacterized. Gene Ontology annotation, molecular function: ATPase inhibitor activity; protein-folding chaperone binding. The transcript is spliced from 2 exons. Lineage: Eukaryota; Fungi; Ascomycota; Dothideomycetes; Botryosphaeriales; Botryosphaeriaceae. The record is from RefSeq and is a predicted model, not a curated record. Bases 1 to 3849 code for a protein of 1282 amino acids. Gene Ontology annotation, cellular component: cytoplasm.